Molecule: messenger RNA, 816 nt
Organism: Lactuca virosa
Lineage: Eukaryota; Viridiplantae; Streptophyta; Magnoliopsida; Asterales; Asteraceae
Source: the annotation of a GenBank genome assembly
AUGGGUGUUCAUGUUCCCAAAUUAUCCCUCUUAUUGAUCCUAAUCUCCAUCUUCCUCCCUCCAUCAACCACAGAUCAGAAAGACGAAUCAUGUUUAACCCAUCUAUUCGAAUCCUUUCAGGACCCCAUCGGAAACCUCCAUAACUGGACCAAACUCGCCUUCUCAAACCCCUGUUCCGAUUUCAAUUCCAACCUCGUCGGAGCCACCUGCAACAAUGGCCGAAUCUACAAGCUCUCCCUCCAGAACCUCUCUCUCCGUGGCUCCAUCUCACCUUACAUCUCCAACUGCACAAACCUACAAUCGCUAGACCUCUCCAACAACUCCCUCACCGGACCUCUCCCCGACGAAAUUCAGUACCUUGUCAACCUCGCCGUCCUCAACCUCUCCGCCAACCGCCUCUCCGGCGCCAUCCCACCUUCCCUUCCCAUGUGCUUUUAUCUCAAUGUCAUUGACCUCCACGAUAACAUUCUCACCGGCACAAUUCCGCCGCAGAUUGGAUCUUUGGUGAGGUUAUCUGUUUUCGACGUUUCUAACAACAAAUUAUCCGGGCCGAUUCCGGCGAGCUUGGGAAACAGAACGGGGAACUUGCCCCGAUUCAAUGUCAGCUCGUAUUAUGGUAACAAAGAUCUUUAUGGGUAUCCGUUGCCUCCGAUGAAGAGUAAAGGGUUGUCGGUGGUGGCGAUUGUGGGGAUCGGGUUGGGAAGUGGGCUGUUGAGCUUGGCACUGAGUUUUACGGUGGUGUGUGUUUGGUUGAGAGCGACGGAGCAGAAGACGGCUGCUGAACAGGAAGGGAAGAUUGUUUUACCUGAUUAUUAA